Fonsecaea pedrosoi CBS 271.37 is the source of this 537-nucleotide messenger RNA. RefSeq lists its product as uncharacterized. Lineage: Eukaryota; Fungi; Ascomycota; Eurotiomycetes; Chaetothyriales; Herpotrichiellaceae. The record is from RefSeq and is a predicted model, not a curated record. The coding region runs from base 1 to 537 and encodes 178 amino acids. Gene Ontology annotation, molecular function: protein heterodimerization activity; structural constituent of chromatin; DNA binding. The transcript is spliced from 2 exons. Gene Ontology annotation, cellular component: nucleosome.
AUGGCUCAAAAACGAACCACCGGAGGCCGAGGCAAAGGCAAGAGCCUUGCAAGUCAAGUCAUGAGUCGAGCGGCAACUGCUAAAACCCCCCGUGUGGUUCUCCUAGCAGGAAAGAGGCCACCUUCUGAACCGGAGAAGAAAAAGCGUCGCUUGAAGCCAGGAACUAUGUCCCACACUGAUACAUCUCUUGUUACAUUAACACUAACGAUAUUCAAAGCUCGUGCCCUUCGAGAAGUCAGGAGAUAUCAAAAGAGUGACCGACUACUUAUCCCAAAGGCACCUUUUCGACGACUAGUCAGGGAUCUGACCCUCGACCAUAUGCUGAAUGCACGAUUCCAAGCGUCGGCGAUUGAGGUAUUACAAGAAGCUUCCGAGGCAUUCCUUGUUGGAGUUCUCGAAGAUUCAAAUCUCUGUGCUAUCCAUGCCAAACGCGUCACUCUCCAGACUAAGGAUAUGCAGCUAGCUCUUCGAAUUCGAUGUGGCUUGCGUACUGGUGAAGGAGGGAACCCCCUCUUUCAUCUCACGGGGAUCAAAUAA